UUUUAUAAUUUUUUUUUUUGUAAUUUUUAUACUUUUUUGUUUUUCCAUCGUCGCCGGGUGCUUUUGGGUUCUCCGUCAUCCGCGUGGUUUUCUUUUUACCAGCGCAGCCUAACAUUGCCUUUGUGUCCUACAUUCGCGGCCGACAGAGUUUGAAUCCGAGCCAAGUCUGAUCAGGAUUGAGUUUUUGGGUCGCAGAGCGCGGAGAAUUUUCCAUCGAGAAGUGAAGAGUGCAGGCAGGAGAAGGGAGUAGAAUCGAGUGGGGACGAUGGAGGUAUCGAAUCGGGCCAUAGCCCAUUUUGCAAUCGUGCUCGUAGCGCGCGCUCCCUGCUCCCACGAGUGGUGCCGGUAGGGCGGUUGCGUCAGGUGUGGUAAGGUGGAAGAGUCGUCCGCUCUGUGGUGGGUUGUGUGAAAAUGAGCAGUUCCGGUAAAUUUCAUGCAGUACAAACUGGAAAAGCCAAUUUUAUGUGACACUUGUACAAGAGGAAGGGCCCGAGGUGCGCUAGUUCCUUUUCCUCUGUGGCCCCUAUUCUGCUUUGGUAGGUAGUUUUCUCAGGAGGACGCUUAUAUGGCCUUGGGGCGACUUAGAAGCCACCAUUAGCUGCUAUAACUCUUGCUCAGUCGUGAGUGAAUGUGCUCGCUUACUGCUUUCCCAAUCUCCGUUUCCCCUUGUGUGUGUGUGUGAGAGAGAGAGAGAGAGAGAGAGAGAGAGAGAGAUCCGAAUACCAUCUUGUUGUUGUGUCGUCGCCCUGUGUCGAGACGAUUGUUUGGUUGUGACCCAGUUCAAGGAAACCGGAUGCAUUACAGACAGAAACUUGAGCAUAUGUAUUUUCAGUCACCCACAACAGAUCUGAAUGAACACAUGAGAUCUUUGUCUCUCUUCUCUAGCAGAGCGUUGUCUAACUUCUUGGAAUCUUUCGUUUGCUGUUGUCUGUGCUCCAAUCACAGUUGCCAUCAAAGACGAGCUGGUGCGUAAGUUGUUGGGUAGGCACACUGGUGCCAUCUUUUUGGUUCCGCCUCUUUGGAGUAGACUCUAUUUUACCGUCCGAUUCUUGCUGUGAACUAAAAGAAGUAGAACUGAAAGAACAAUUGUGCCUGCAAAAAAAAUUCCGUUAUACGGCAUUUGCUGAAGGUUGUUCACUUAAGCAGCAAUUCUCUAGUGCGACUAUGGCUCCAUCCAAGAAGCUUGCCAAGUUCCUGAAAAAGGUGCUUCACAUCUCCCCACAGAUUCACAAGCAAUCCAUGUCCCGGCACUCCAGUGCUACCUCAAACACAUUUGAUUCUUCUUCUCUCGGUAUCAACUCAGGGCGCUCAUGGGGCAGCAUGGCAGAUAUCCACAGCUAUGACAGCGAUGUGGAAUUCUCAAAUCCUCCACCUGACGUACCCGCUGGUUGCCUUGCUGUAUACGUUGGAAAGGAGCGGAGGAGGUUUGUUAUCCCAACAUCGUAUCUCUCGAAUAGCGUCUUUCGAGCGCUGCUGGCGAGGUCUGAAGAAGAGUUCGGGUUCUGUUGCGAAGGAGGAUUGCGCAUCGCUUGCACUCCUGACGUUUUCGAACACUUGCUGUGGUUUCUGGAGGGUGCUACUGCAGAGUUUGUGGAAGAAACUAACAUCAUGGGGCAGGAUCGCUCUAGAUAGAUGCAGUUCGGUCUACAUAUCAUUGGGUUACGAGACUUUCUUCCCAGCAGCAUGCUGCGGAGUGCUACACGCCGAUCGGUAUCUUUAGUGGAGUUGAAGCGUCUCCUGCCUUUUUUGUAUGCACUGUGAAGAGAUCUUUAGGAUGUCUUCUCCCAGGGACUCAGCACGGGAGAAACAAAAAAACAAAGCAAAAGGGCUCCUCUUACAUGGCGUAUGUGCACCACAAUCAGAAAUUACAAGGAAAAUCGGACAUCGUAGUAUGAAAGUUUUGAAGGCGUGUUUCUUCCAGAGGGUUUGCUGAUUACUCAGCAACUUUACUUCUAGCAACCAGUUGAAGCCCGCGUUUCAGGCCUUCAAUCUAAAGCCGCAGUCCACGACAAUGGAACUUUUAGCACUAGGGAGGAAUUUUACCAAUCCUCGUUCAGACCGUGUUUUUUUUUGUGCUCCUUCGAGCGUGGACUUAGGCUACACCUGUUGUACACUACAACGAAUUCAGAAAUCCUGCAUCUGAGUUUGAAGUAGUACCGAUGGAUUUCUGCCGAGUAGCAAGCACAUCGGUGCCUUGAUUUAAUUUUGUCUUCAAACAGGGGUUAUUGGAGCUGCCAAACCUUGCAGAGACGCGCCUUUUAUUUUUUCUAAGAGUAUGUUUUUCUACAAAGAAGUGACUGCUUCGUAGCUAAACAGGAUGUAACACUAGUUCCAAGAGUGUUAAAUUUGAUGGACAUGGUUGUGAGUCUUUCAUUGCCGUGCUUCAUAGUUUUGAGGGUUAAUGGGAUACUUGGGUUUACGAUUAAGAUACGUAGCUAGCUAGCUGCCAUGAGGAUUCUAUCCUAUCUUUACUGUACAGAGGAAUCCCUUCUUUGGGGUUGCAAAUUUUUAUAAAGUCACCGCAUGAUGGAUUCUCAAUCAAGGGGCAUGCCUUGUUGCA
This is a messenger RNA of Physcomitrium patens, 2560 nucleotides long. RefSeq names its product auxin-responsive protein SAUR29. The record is from RefSeq and is a predicted model, not a curated record. Gene Ontology annotation, biological process: response to auxin. Lineage: Eukaryota; Viridiplantae; Streptophyta; Bryopsida; Funariales; Funariaceae.